ACAGUAUGUUGAUAAUUUGUUGUAAUUGCAUAUUAGCGCCGUUAUUACAUGUUUCACAUUCCUGUCCGACUUUUUGAUGAAACAAAAGAAUGUGAUGUCAAGUUUGUAAUAUGUAUGCCUAGACUUAUUGAAAAGGUAAAAACUGUAUCUAAUAGUGCUCUUUACUUUACUAGGGUAAAAUUUCAUUUUUUUACUCUGCAAAUGAUUUCGUCGUAUGUCUAAGGGGGAAAUAUACACAUAUGGUGUAUUUUUUAAAUUUAUCUCACAAUCCUUACAACAUUGGAGUCUUACAAAAGUUCAUUAUUUGUUAAGAGGUUGUCAUCCCUUAAUUACCUAAUUAACAGGAGCUAGCGUGUUCCCUCCUUCUUAUGGCCAUUUCCCUUUCACCAGCGACCAUUGCACUUUUGAUGCAAAACUACAGACGAAUGCAAAUCAUGUUGAUACCAUUGAAGGUGUAGUCUAAGAGUGUCCUCUCUCAGUUCUCUUCAAUUGACUUUCCCAAUUUAAUUAAAAUGGAAAAUUGUAUUUUAACUGCUAGAUCUAAGAAUACCACAACUACUAUAUAGAUUUCCUAAAAUGCAUUCUGAAACACGAAUAGAAGAUAUACUAUCUUAAACUUUGUCAUCAUUAUAUAUUAUCUAAUUUGUGUUUCCGUUAUCCCACAUUUAUUUCAAAAAAGAUACAAAGGGGUUAUUCAACUUCAGUGUUUACAACGAUGAUUACGGCCACAGUAGUCUUUACUUUAUUUACCGUUGCUCAUACAAAGGUUCCAUUUUUUUUAUUACCUCGAGAAGAUGCAAGCACAGGGGAACAAAAUGUUGAUUUGUGCGCCGACUUCUACGAUUUUGCCUGUCGCGCCUGGGCGAACGUCACGGUGCCAUAUAAUCAUUCCGUGUGGAAUAAUUGGGAGAUCAUUACUAAAAAAGUUAAUCGGCAAUUAGAAGAUCUACUGAUCGCAGAUGAACGCUUGGGUAAUGCCCGACAGAUGUACAUGGUGUGCAUCCAAGACGAUCAUCCACAUCGCAAUGUCCAUGUUUUGCAAACGCUGCUCAAAGAUUUAGGUGGAUGGCCAGUAGUGUUCUCGGCUUGGAAUGAAAAAGGGUUUGAAUGGGAAAGAACUGUUGCACAAGUCAUUAGAACUUUAGGUGUAUACCCGCUUUUAAAAAUCCAUGUGUUUGUCGACUUACAAAGUACCAUGAGACAUACUUUAUACGUGGAGCAAGGGGAAUCCAAUUUACCGCCGGCGAUUUUCACUCACAGACACCAACAUUUGCUAGGAGAGUAUAAGAAAUGGAUAUCGAACACACUUAGUCAUUUGUAUCCAGAUAUUCAACUAAACUUCACCACACAAAUCGUUCAAAUGAUCGACUUCGAGUGCGCUUUAAGUAACUUGACAAUCUUUAAAAACAAACACGACGCAAUCGAUAAAGUCCAAUUGUCAAAGCGAUUCGCACUUAAUUGGAAGACUCUCUUUAAGACUUUAUUUCACAAUCAGUCUACAUUCGGAGAAAAAAUAAUAGUGCGAAGUCCCCAGUACAUCAAAGAGCUUGUUCGAUUAAUUUCCGCAACCGACAAACGCACGAUAGCAAAUUACAUUAUGUGGACUGUUGUGCGAGCGUUAUCGCGGGACGUCACCGAUCAUCUGCGUGCUCUAAAUUUCCAAAUGAAUCACGUCGUAUUCGGACUACGUGCGGAUUAUUCGAGACAUUUUGAGUGCACGAAAGAAGUGAUGGAAUAUAUGGAUGUGGUGCUGAUAAAGUCGUACACUCAUCGUUACAUUCCCGAUGGAGCGUUCAUUGCAAUUCGGAAUAUGAUCAUAAAUAUCAAAACGCACUUCAUUAAAAUUUUAAACGAAAACACUUGGCUCGAUAACAGCACAAAAAAAGAUCUAAUAGAGAAAGUUGCCGCCAUAAAGCACGUCAUCGCCUUUAAUAACGAGAUUGAUAGGCAAGCUCAACAACUUCGAAAGUUAACAUUGUCCAAUAAUCAUUUGCUAAACGUCAUCAAACUUUGUUCGUUUAAAAGUAGGUACAAUCUAGAGAAUUUAAACCGAAAGGUAAAUUUUAAGUGGACCGAUUCAUUAUUCGAAGUUAAUGCUUACUACAGCGUACUUCAAAACACAAUUUUUAUACCAGUUGGAAUGUUAGAAUCGCCGUUCUUCAAUCUAUCUGCACCAAUUUUCAGCGCGUAUAAUUACGGGGCGUUGGGAAGCAUAAUUGGUCACGAAAUUUCGCACGCGCUGGACACAUCCGGACGGCACGCAGAUAAGAAUGGGAACGUUGGAAAUUGGUGGCAAAGUGAGGCGAUUCGUAUCUACAAUGAAAAAACGAACUGUUUUGCGGAACAGUCCGGUGCUAGCGAAGACUUGUCGCUAGGCGAAAACAUUGCCGAUAAUGUCGGAUUACGGAUCAGUUUUAACGCCCUAUCGGAUUUGGAGCGUACGACACCGUUUGAAGAUGUGCUGAGUGAGAUAUGUGAAUCUUUAGGUGUGGUGCGAGGCUCGUGGUACAAACGAAAUUGAGGAUGAACACGCACCUGCAAAGGUCAGGGUUCUGACGACGCUGAAUAAUCGGAACGAAUUUUUUAACUCAUUUCAUUGUCCGCAAUACACACAUCAGAAAUGUACUCUUUGGUAAUAAAAUUAAAAAAAUGAUUUUACGUAGGUACACCGCUAGGUGAUGACACCCAUCAAUAUUCUUUUAGGGUUACGUGAUUUAACUUUUUUUUGUUCGACUUGAGAUAGUGGGGAAUGGCAGAGGGCGAGCCGAAGGUGUACGAAGAGAGGUUCUGGAGAUAGGGGUUAGAUGAAACGCCUAAAAAUUUGGUGGAGAGAUGGUUCGUAAAGACAAUAAAGUGCCACCAACCAUAUAUUUAGUAGUGCUGUGAUGUGGGGAGAACUGAAAGGCAGCUAAGACGUGGCAAGCGUUCCCAAGCAAACAAUUUUCAGGGUCAAAGCUCAAAAACUUAUCAUCUGACUGUGUCCCACAGAGCUAAUGUUUAUGAAACCUUUUACGGCAGGACAUUCACAGGAUGUUCUCAAGUGUGAUCUUACUCAGUUACAGUAUUCGGGAAAACAAUUGAAAAAUGAGAUCGCAUUAUAGAUAAAGUUUUGAAUUG
Photinus pyralis (common eastern firefly) is the source of this 3117-nucleotide messenger RNA. Its product is annotated as endothelin-converting enzyme 1-like. Gene Ontology annotation, cellular component: plasma membrane. Gene Ontology annotation, molecular function: metalloendopeptidase activity; protein binding. The transcript has 10 exons. The record is from RefSeq and is a predicted model, not a curated record. Gene Ontology annotation, biological process: protein processing. Bases 716 to 2521 code for a protein of 601 amino acids. Lineage: Eukaryota; Metazoa; Arthropoda; Insecta; Coleoptera; Lampyridae.